CCUGGGGCUACCUUUCUCCUGGUAUGCGCGGGAGGAAUCCGUCCGCUUCUGCUGCAUUCGCCGGAGCGGAGCCCAGAGCACGCUUUCGCAGCCCGGCGGCGAGCAAGCAUGAUAGCUGUCUCUUUUAAAUGCCGCUGCCAGAUUCUGCGGAGACUUGCGAAAGAUGAGAGUCCUUACACAAAAUCUGCAAACCAGGCAAGGCCACCCGAUGGAGCACUGUCCCUGAGAAGACAGAGUAUUCCAGAAGAAUUCAAGGGCUCGACAGUAGUUGAAUUAAUGAAGAAGGAAGGCACCACCCUGGGGCUCACUGUGUCGGGUGGAAUUGAUAAGGACGGGAAACCCAGAGUGUCCAACCUUCGCCAAGGAGGAAUCGCUGCAAGGAGUGACCAGCUGGAUGUAGGUGACUACAUCAAGUCUGUGAAUGGAAUCAACCUGACCAAAUUUCGCCACGAUGAGAUCAUCAGCCUGCUCAAGAAUGUUGGCGAGAGGGUUGUUUUAGAAGUGGAGUAUGAGCUCCCUCCAGUCUCUGUACAAGGAUCAGGUGUCAUCUUUAGAACAGUGGAAGUUACUUUACAUAAAGAGGGAAACACUUUUGGAUUUGUAAUAAGAGGUGGAGCACAUGAUGACAGAAAUAAAUCUCGUCCUGUUGUAAUAACAUGUGUUAGACCUGGAGGGCCUGCUGACAGAGAGGGCACAAUCAAACCCGGAGACAGGCUGCUGAGUGUUGAUGGGAUCCGACUCCUUGGAACAACACAUGCGGAAGCUAUGAGUAUUCUCAAACAAUGUGGACAGGAGGCAACUCUGUUGGUUGAAUAUGACGUCUCAGUAAUGGACUCAGUAGCAACAGCAUCUGGACCACUGCUAGUUGAAGUUGCCAAAACUCCUGGCGCUGCUCUUGGGGUUGCACUAACUACCUCGAUGUGCUGCAACAAACAGGUCAUUGUCAUAGACAAAAUCAAAUCUGCAAGCAUUGCAGACAGAUGCGGUGCAUUGCAUGUAGGAGACCAUAUUCUGUCCAUUGAUGGCACCAGCAUGGAGUACUGUACUUUGGCAGAAGCAACGCAGUUCUUGGCUAAUGCAGCAGAUAAUGUCAAACUUGAGAUCCUGCCUCACCACCAGACACGUCUUGCACUUAAAGGACCAGAACAUGCAGCUUUGGUGUCUUCAUCCUUCUCUCCUACCUCCAUGAGUGCAUACAGCCUGAGUUCCCUGAACAUGGGGACCUUACCUCGCAGCCUCUACUCCACCAGCCCGCGUGGGACAAUGAUGAGGCGGAGGAUGAAAAAGAAGGACUUCAAAAGCUCCUUGUCUUUAGCCUCUAGCACUGUUGGUUUGGCUGGGCAGGUCGUCCACACAGAAACCACAGAAGUGGUGCUGACAGCUGACCCCAUUGUAGGGUUUGGGAUACAGCUCCAGGGUAGCGUGUUUGCUACAGAGACCUUGUCUUCUCCGCCUCUCAUUUCCUAUAUUGAGUCUGACAGUCCGGCAGAAAGGUGUGGGGUCCUGCAAAUAGGAGACAGAAUAGUGGCAAUAAACGGUGUCCCGACAGAAGACAGCACGUUUGAUGAGGCCAAUCAGCUGCUCAGGGACUCCUCUAUCACCAACAAGGUCACUCUGGAAAUAGAGUUUGAUGUUGCAGAAUCAGUUAUACCAAGCAGUGGAACAUUUCAUGUAAAGCUACCAAAGAAGCAUAAUGUGGAACUUGGCAUCACCAUAAGUUCUCCAUCCAGUAGAAAACCAGGAGACCCUCUGGUUAUUUCUGAUAUCAAGAAAGGAAGUGUUGCUCACAGAACUGGGACACUAGAACUGGGUGAUAAGUUGCUUGCAAUAGAUAACAUUCGACUUGACAAUUGCUCAAUGGAGGACGCUGUCCAGAUCCUUCAGCACUGUGAGGACCUUGUAAAGCUAAAGAUCCGCAAAGAUGAAGAUAAUUCUGAUGAACAGGAGAGCUCUGGAGCAAUUAUUUAUACUGUUGAGCUCAAGCGCUAUGGUGGGCCUCUUGGAAUUACGAUUUCUGGUACUGAAGAGCCCUUUGAUCCCAUAAUCAUUUCCAGCCUUACAAAAGGAGGAUUAGCUGAAAGGACUGGGGCAAUUCACAUAGGAGACAGAAUCCUAGCAAUAAACAGCAGCAGCCUGAAAGGAAAACCGUUGAGUGAAGCCAUUCAUUUAUUACAGAUGGCAGGAGAAACUGUCACCUUGAAAAUCAAGAAGCAGACAGAUGCUACCAGUCCCAAGAAAUUUUCUGUCCCUGGUCACAUAAGUGAACUCAGUGAUGCUGAAGAUGAGACCUCAACUGCACAGAAAUCUGGCAAACUCUCAGACAUCUACUCCACUACAGUCCCAAGCGUUGACAGCGCAGUAGAGUCGUGGGAUGGCUCUGGUAUUGACACCAGCUUCGGAAGUCAAGGAACCAGCUAUCAGGCUUCGGGAUACAACUUCAAUGCCUAUGAAUGGAGGAGUCCUAAACAGAGGGGCAGUUUGUCCCCUCCAAAUAGACCACGAAACCACCCAUUUCAUGACACGGGUUUGAGUGAUGAUGAAUGGGAUCGAUCUACGGCAAGUGGCACAGCUUCCAAGAAUAUGUGGCAACAGAAAGAGACUGAAACAUUGGCAGAGAAUCAAGAAAACCAUUUAAAGCAGACUUCUGUAGAAAGAUCAGGGGGAGAAAGCAUAAGGAGCGUGAAGAAAGAGAGCAAGCAGUGGAAAAGUGCCUCUGGCGGGCAAAGGAAAGGUGGGGGACAGCUGGAAGAGUGGAAUACUUCCAGCUUUGCAGGUACCCAUGAUAACACCGAGGCUGACCAGGAGGAAAAUUUCUGGUCUCAGGCUCUGGAGGAUUUAGAGACCUGUGGCCAGUCAGGAAUUCUGAGGGAACUAGAGGCAACAAUUAUGUCAGGAAGUACAAUGAGUUUGAAUCAGGAGAACCCACAACCUCGUAACCAGCUGGGAAGACAAGCCAGCUUCCAGGAAAGAAGUACUGUAAGGCCACAUUACAGUCAAGCUACCCGUAGCAACACAUUGCCAUCAGAUGUGGGGAGAAAGUCCGUGGUUCUGAAAAAAAUUAAGCAAGAAAUGAAAGAAAUCAUGUCACCAACUCCUGUGGAGUUACACAAGGUAACUUUGUACAAGGACUCUGAUGGAGAGGAUUUUGGGUUCAGUGUCUCGGAUGGUUUAUUGGAAAAAGGAGUAUAUGUUAAAAAUAUUCGACCGGCUGGACCUGGGGAUCUGGGCGGUUUAAAACCGUAUGACAGACUUCUGCAGGUAAACCAUGUUCGGACCAGAGACUUUGACUGCUGCCUAGUUGUGCCCCUCAUCGCUGAAUCUGGCAAUAAGCUGGAACUGGUUAUUAGCAGAAACCCACUGGCAUCUCAGCAAGGAAGCGCAGAACAACCAACUUCAGCAAGCGAGGACUGGAGCCAUCAGACUAAUGCCUUCCUUCAGCAGACGGGACACGCUGUCAACACAGAGACACGGGAGCCUACGAAUACGUUAUAGCAGUAAAUCAUUUCAGUGGGACAUUUGGUAGUGAAAGACAAUUAUGGUGCUAAAUCCCUUUAAGACUUUUCUGAGACUGAGGCUCAGAUGUCAUAUGGCACUAAAAAGCACAGGAGGAUCAGUCUGUCCGUCUCAAGGCUUAUAUUCAUGGUCACUUUUGAAAGCCUUUAAUUUGUAGUUUAGUCAUUGCAUUCUAAACAGUCUACCAUUAGCAACAGUGAAUAAAAAAACAUAAAGGCCUGCCCCCACCCCCACACCCCAAAUAAGAAAGCAGGGAGAUAAUUUAAAUAUGAUUUAAAUGUUCCUUUCCCUCAAACAGCUUCUGUGCUUUGAGGGAAAAGCAUGGAGUUAAUCUCUCAUAAUGGUGUCCAGGUUAUACUGUUCUUAUAAACACUUUUUAGCUGCCAACGACUGUCUGAGGAUGAGCAAGGACAGCAUGUUGCACCGUGUUUUCUUAUAAAUUGGUUAGAACAGGAAUUUUGGGGAACAUCAUUAUUCCACUGGCAGUUGUUGUCUUCAGACAAAGCACUGCUGAGACAUUUUAACAAAAUUCAUGUAGGAAGCUGCAGUAUGUGAUGAACAUUAUCCCCCCACUGCAGUAAAUUUUUAUUAGAAUAUAUGUUAUUCCCUAUGCAAUGAAUUAUUUAAUGAUACAUCUUGCAACCAGUUAGUUUUUUUUUUUUUUUUAAGCAGAGACCUUUUCAACAUUGGGAUAAAACAUCUGAAGAAUUACUGAUGAGUAAAACUGAAAUGAGUUUAGACAAAUUAGAAAGGUUUUAAAGAAACAUGAUUUUUUAACUAUAUCCAAGAUUGAUGUAAAAGCUCUUUAAUGAUCGAUGUUACAUAUGAGCUCUCUUUGUAAGUCAAACAAUUUCUUGAGGGGACUAAAGUCCAUUUAAAUAAGCUUAGUUUUCAGCCUUCUUUAUGAUAAAUGUAUCCCCCACAACACAUUUUUAGAAUUUAAAAAUUGUAAAUACGUUUUACAAACACAUCACACACCUUCUCUCCUACUCCCACUCCCCCACCCCAAAGCAAUAAAAUACUGCCAGUUGCUUUAUAAGCUCACCAGCAGCUGCUGUGGUUUAUUCCAGUAUUCAAAUUGUUAUGGUAAUUAUUGUUAUUGGUGAAUAUAAAGAUACUGGAUUUGUACAUUUGUAGAGUCUCCAUAUCUAAGCAACCACCUUACAGAGUUUUCUGGUCAAUUUAAACUGUCUAACUGUAUCGGUAUUGCUGUUUCCCAUAAAUGAACAAGCUCACUUGCCCUGCACACACAAGUACGUCUGAUUUGUAUUUCAGCACUGCUGGAAAUGACAUUCAAUGCUGAAUCAUGUAAAAAUAAUGUUCAUGAGUCACUUAAAUAUGUAUUUUUAUUUGUAACAAAUAAGUAUUAAACUGUAAAGUAUUUUUGUACAAAUUUAAUACUUUAAUAGCAUGAUAUUUAU
This is a messenger RNA of Rhea pennata, 4934 nucleotides long. RefSeq names its product glutamate receptor interacting protein 1 (gene GRIP1). Gene Ontology annotation, molecular function: protein binding. Lineage: Eukaryota; Metazoa; Chordata; Aves; Rheiformes; Rheidae. Bases 109 to 3492 code for a protein of 1127 amino acids. The record is from RefSeq and is a predicted model, not a curated record. The transcript is spliced from 24 exons. Gene Ontology annotation, biological process: neurotransmitter receptor transport, endosome to postsynaptic membrane.